Messenger RNA from Gadus morhua (Atlantic cod), 709 nucleotides. Its product is annotated as natural killer cells antigen CD94-like. The transcript is spliced from 2 exons. Lineage: Eukaryota; Metazoa; Chordata; Actinopteri; Gadiformes; Gadidae. The record is from RefSeq and is a predicted model, not a curated record. The coding region runs from base 35 to 673 and encodes 212 amino acids.
AGAUAAACUCUCUGAAAACACUUUAGACCAGAACAUGGCUGAGGCGAUUCACCCAGGGCCCAACAUGAUGACAGAGGUCAGGACCACACGAGGAGAGGGAGAGGAGAGGAUAGUGGACAUCUUGGUUUGUCCUGAGAGCCUCGGAGAUCAACAGCAGCACUCUGUGGGGACAGAGGAGUCCUCCAAGUCUCUGGGAACAGGAAGAAGUCAGCGGCCGGACGCUGUGAGCCCUACCAAGUGUCAGAUGUGGGCAGUGAUGGUGCUUCUGGGACUGCUGUCUGUGGUAAUGCUGGCCAGACUGAUUGGGUUGGCAGUGCAACACAAGAAGACUGUAAGCAUGAACAGAGACAUGGAGCAACUUCUCUUAACGCUGAAGAAUUUGACGGAACAGAGAGACGCACUGCUCUGUAAACCGGAAUGUCCAGAUGGUUGGAAGAAGUUUGGUUGUAAAUGUUACAAGACUUCCGACACGUAUCUAUCCUGGAAUGAGAGCAGGGAGUUCUGUGUUUCCCACGGAGCAGAUCUGGUGGUUGUGGACAGUAAAGAGGAGAUGGACUUCAUUAGCAGGUGGUACAACGUGUACUUCUGGCUCAGAGCGACAGAUGCGGCCGGUGAAGGGACGUGGAGAUGGGUUAAUGGGACCGUCCUGCCACUGACGGUCCCACCGUCCUGACACUGGACGGUCCCAUCAACCCUGAUGUGUUUAAAG